Molecule: messenger RNA, 666 nt
Organism: Anopheles nili
Lineage: Eukaryota; Metazoa; Arthropoda; Insecta; Diptera; Culicidae
Exons: 2
Coding region: 1-666 (221 amino acids)
Biological process (GO): mitochondrial respiratory chain complex I assembly
Cellular component (GO): mitochondrion
Source: RefSeq, a predicted model, not a curated record
AUGGCUCUGUUACAUAAAAAGUCCUCGGAUAUUCCAAAGGAUGCAGUGAGGUUAAGCGAGGAAGAAGCAAUACAAUACUUCUUGAAGUUGGUACAUCGUUGGGAUAACAAAUCGGAUGUUUGGCCCAUGAUCUAUACCCCCGGCAUUCUUGGUGCCUGCACAGUGGUCUCGGGAUUUUACAUUAACCACUAUUAUAGGCGUGUGUUGAAGCUUGGAAAUUAUGGGCGACUUUCCAGCUAUUUACCUGCUGUUGCUUUACCGGCUAUAAUGGCCACCAUGUUUCAUUCUGUGUUUGUGGUGCCGGACUUGAUACUGAACCAGCAAUCUUGCCCCGUUUGUCUACAAACUCGCGCUGCUGCAUUUCAGGGUGGUUUUUCUGUAGCGUAUCCUAUGCUGUUGGUCCCACUGUCUUCGUUUAUGUUCGCUACGCGCCACUUCACUUAUCGCCUCCCAUCUAUCACCGAGAAACCCCGGGAUGUAUUGAAGUUGUACAAGAAACUUUCUGGACCAAUUAUGCUGCCAAUCACGUUUUUGUUAGCAUUUAAUGUUGGGCUAAGCAUGUUCCUGACAGGUAAAGAAUUUCAAACGGUUUAUAAAAUUAAUCUAAAACUACUGGAGUUUGAGCGUCGGUUGGAAGACGAAAAUGUACUAUCAACUGAGUCGUAA